Molecule: messenger RNA, 699 nt
Organism: Parnassius apollo (apollo)
Lineage: Eukaryota; Metazoa; Arthropoda; Insecta; Lepidoptera; Papilionidae
Source: the annotation of a GenBank genome assembly
AUGAAUAAAGAUUCAGUAAACGAACUUAAAUGUCUCAAUAAGCAUAAUGAGGAGAAGAAAAAACUAAUUGAUUUUUUGAGCAAGCCUCGCUCUGGAGUGAUCGCCAAAAAACCGUCACCACGUUUUAUCAAAACGCAUAUUCCAAUGUCUCUGCUACCUCCUCAUAUACUCGAUAUUGCUAAAGUUGUGUAUGUGGCACGCGAUCCUCGGGAUGUUGCCGUUUCAUGUUUCCACAUGAAUAGGCUUUUUAACCUGAUACAAUUUGUUGGCGAUUUUAAAACUUAUUGGAACUUCUUUAUUAGAAAUAUGAUUCUUUGGACACCAUACUUCGAUCAUUUGAAAGAAGCAUGGGAGUUGCGUAACCAUCCCAACUUGCUGUUUUUAUUCUACGAGGACCUUUCUAAGGAUUUGCCUCGCAUCGUGCGCCUUGUUGCUGACUUUCUUGGUAAAGAGUAUAAUGAUGAACAAAUUGCCGGCUUAUGCUCACAUCUCCAUUUUGAAAACUUUAAAAAUAACCCUUCUGUCAACAUGGAUGAAAUGAAGGAGUUGCAUUGGUUAAAUCCAAAUGAAACUUUUAUUAGAAAGGGCAAAACUGGCGGUUGGCGCGAGUACUUCGACGACGAAAUGACCCAGGAAGCUGAACGCUGGAUCACGGAUAAUUUGAAAGACACUGACUUACGAUUUCCAUCCGCACAAUAG